This is a messenger RNA of Pseudopipra pipra, 11846 nucleotides long. RefSeq names its product low density lipoprotein receptor class A domain containing 4 (gene LDLRAD4). Lineage: Eukaryota; Metazoa; Chordata; Aves; Passeriformes; Pipridae. Bases 731 to 1663 code for a protein of 310 amino acids. Gene Ontology annotation, biological process: negative regulation of transforming growth factor beta receptor signaling pathway. Gene Ontology annotation, molecular function: R-SMAD binding. The transcript has 7 exons. The record is from RefSeq and is a predicted model, not a curated record. Gene Ontology annotation, cellular component: Golgi membrane; early endosome membrane.
CAGCCAGUGGGGCGGGCAGGGCGGGGGGGGGGGAGGAGGAGGAGAGGCUGGGGAUGAGUUGGAGGCAGGCACAGCCUCAGCGCAGGGAGAGAGGCUGCCGGAGACAGGCAGGGGGAGGCGGCGAGGCGCUCCGGAGGAGGCCAGCGCGUCGCGGGGGCGAGCGGCGGGGGCCGGCGGGAGAUCACACUCCAUAUUCACAACUAGAAGGAAAAGGAAGAAUUUCCUGACUGUCUGGAUUUCAAGGAUGUCAUUAUGUUGUAUUGGAUGAAUUUUAACUAGACAAGACUUCUUUUUGAAACACUUCAAGAAAGUGAGUGUGCCUGAGGGGACAGGAGCACAAGAGAGGAGAGACAAUUGAACAUCACCAUUGGCCGAGACCUGAAAAAAUGUUGCUGGAUGAACACAAGAUUAGAACUUAAUUGUAAAAGAGAAAGAAAGUCUUGAGAGGCGAUUUGCUUCAUUUUCACAUUCAUCAUGGCACAGAUCCUCUGGCUGGCUGGUUGAUGGAACUGUCCAACGCUUCCUAUUUAGGUUCAGUGCAGAUCCCUUCUGUGUACAAAUCGAAAGACCUGGGAUCAGGUGGUAACUGGAUGGUGCCAAAUAUGGAAAUGGAAAGAGAAAUGGACUCUGACGAGCUAAGAUGGAAGUGACUUGACAGCAACAAGCUCAGCAGUUGUCUCCAGUAAGGACAGGUUGAGACGGGAAUCUCAAGCUUCGCUGGGAGAGCAGUAUGCAGGAAGCUGGUUUUCAGGCCACAAAUGCUUUCACAGAGUGCAAAUUCACCUGCGCCAGUGGUAAAUGCUUGUAUCUUGGUUCAUUGAUUUGUAACCAACAGAAUGACUGUGGGGAUAACAGUGAUGAAGAGAACUGCCUGCUUGUAACAGAGCAUCCACCUCCAGGCAUCUUUAGCUCUGAACUGGAGUUUGUUCAAAUCAUCAUUAUAAUCGUGGUUAUAACUGUUAUGGUGGUAGUGAUCAUCUGCUUGUUGAACCAUUACAAACUCUCGACACGCUCUUUUAUCAACCGACAGAGCCAAAGCAGAAGACAGGAAGAAACUUUGCAGACGGAAGGGUGCUUGUGGCCUUCAGAAAGCUCAGUUUCGCGCCAGGGUGCUUCAGAGAUCAUGUAUGCUCCAAGGUCCAGGGACAGGUUUACCACCCCAUCUUUUAUGCAGCGGGACCGUUUCAGUCGCUUCCAGCCCACUUACCCUUACAUGCAGCAUGAGAUUGACCUCCCUCCAACCAUCUCCCUCUCUGACGGGGAAGAGCCUCCGCCGUACCAAGGUCCAUGCACCCUGCAGCUCCGGGACCCAGAACAGCAGAUGGAGCUCAACCGGGAAUCCGUCAGGGCACCACCCAACCGAACCAUUUUUGAUAGCGAUUUGAUAGACAUCUCGAUGUACAAUGGGGGCCCCUGCCCACCAAGCAGCAAUUCGGGCAUAAGUGCAACCAACUAUAGCAGUAAUGGAAGGAUGGAAGGACCACCCCCGACGUACAGCGAGGUCAUGGGGCAUUACCCAGGCUCCUCUUUUUUCCAUCACCAGCACAGCAACGUGCCUCCUUCCUCGCAGAGGGGGAGCAGACUUCAGUUUCAGCAGAACAAUUCAGAGAGCACAAUAGUCCCCAGCAAAGGCCAAGACCGGAAAGCAGGAAACCUGGUCUAAAGUUACUCGCCCAGGUGCAUUUGAACUGAAGACAGGAGAUCCCAGCAGGGUGGUGGAGGAAGACUCCCAUGUUCCGGUGCACAAUGUUGUUACGUUUCACGUGGUACAACUUAGUAAAACCAAACGUGCAAACCAGUUCUUUGUUUCUGAUUCCUUUCAGGGGAAUUGCAUGCAAAGCAGAUUGAAAGAAAUACAAACUUCCAUUCAGUUUGUCUAUGAGCAGUGUUUCAGGGGAGGGGGGGAUAUAUUAUUUUUUUUUUAAUAAACUAUUUCAAUUAUUUAAUUCUAAAAGUUAACUUAGCACAGAAAUGAAGGCUUGUACAGCCUGUUUUAUACUCACUGAAUGGCGGAAGGAAGAAGGUGGUUUUGCUAGAUAAAUGGGGGAAGAAUUGGCCAGUUUGCUUUUUUUUUUUUCUCCCAGGGUGUGGAUUUUUUUAAUAUGAAACAAAAUUCCUGUUCUGUGUGCCAAGGUAUAAAGUUGAGAACUUAGAUGAAUGCAAGGAAUUAAUUUGUGUUGUGAUAAAUGUGUUUUAAAAGGUUGCACUAUCUUAAUGUUUUAAAAAAAUAUAUUAUGAGGGAACUGUUUUAUGUGAAGUUCUUCUAUAUGUUGUCUUUUCACCUGUGGAAUAAUGAUAGAGCUCCAGAAGUAAUCUGGAGGAGUUUCCCCCCCUAUCCCUGGGUUUGCUAGAAAAUGGGGACAGGACUUAGCCUAACAUCUCUUGACUUUUACGAAUCAAGAAAUACAGGGACAGUUGUCUUUGCAAUAAUUUGCAUUCAAAUAACAGUGCAUCAGUGAAGUGUCUUGGAAACUUUUGGAUGGAAGAAGGCAAAUAUGAAAUCCCAGCAUUUUCCAUCACUUAAGGUUUAGCUAUUUUGCAGUGUAGACUAUUUGUUUUGUAAAUGGCAAAACAAAAAAUCCCAGAUGUGUUAAUUUGUAUUGAUUCUAACUAAGUGCUGCCAUCCUAUUCCUUUUCAUAAUGCAGUAUCGCCAGUACUUAACUGUUUUAGAGAUUUUUGUCCUCACUGUAGCCUGAAAUGUAUUUAGUUACAUAUCAUGACAUUAUGCAAUAAAUUGUUUGAAAAUGCAGGGUGGGUUUUUUUCCCCUGCAACGCCGUUAAAAUACGUGAGACUGUUGUGCUUUUCGCUCUCCAUUUCAUCCUUUUAGAUGCUGAAGUUCAGUCCUGGAAAUCCAUCCUGCUGAAGUGAAGGGGGACUUUGUAUCUAAAACUCCCCGUGUUGUUUCUGCAGCAGCACCAAGAGCCUCCAUGACAGUGGUGCCGGCUUCUGUGGCAUCCCUGGCAGUGACAUGGGAGCGCCAGUUAUUCUCACUGCAAACUCGUUUGCUCUGGGCCCUGUUGCAGAAACCCUUCUCCGUGUGUGUCAUCUGUCUGACGCCAGCAGGACUGUGCUCGUGGGUAAAGAUGACUCACAUAUUAACCAAGUGUCUGUAAGCCCUAGUUUUGCUAUACUGGUCUGAAGAGUAGUUGGAAAAUGUUACCUUGCCUGUAUCGUGGCGUCUGGGGUAUUCCUCCACUGGCUAUUCCCAUGUGGAAGCACACACAGUGCCAGCAGGUGGUUGACAAAUGGUGAUAGUGGCAUCACAAGCACAUGAAAAAGCACAAAUUGCACUUAAAAUGCAUUUCGGAAAUGGAUUUAAAGUAAGAAUCUUUAGAGUCUUAGCUUGAAUAGUUUCUAAUACAUAGGUGUAUAUGUGUCAUAGACCUUUCCACUUUAAAAUCUUUCACUUUUUUUCUGAUUUCCUAAGCCUCGUGCUUGGUUUCGGGCAGCAGCUGCUGAGUGCCCCGAGGGCAUUGGGGAGGAGUGGAGGAGUACUGUGCCCUGGUCCCAUGGCUGGAGGCUGAAUUUCUGCAGGACUUCUGUACACCAGGGGCUCUGAUAACUGAAGUGCAUCUUUGAUCUAUGCAGAGUUUUAAUGCCAAAACAGUGUGUGUGUGUGUGUGUGUGUUUUAUGGGCCUCAAUGUAGAUUUGUUUUCUUCAUAAGAUAAUUUGAUUUUAUUCUAGUUUAGAAAAUGUUUGUGUAACUGAAUAUGCAGCCCCAUUUGUCUCUGUAAUUGUUAUUUUGGUCUGAGUCAUGCUGGUAAUGCAGAGUAAAGCUGCCUUUUAAUGUAUGUAUUAUUUGAAGGGAGAGAUAGAGAUCAUGUGAUGGGAUUCAUUUACUUAUUUUCCACUCAGACCCAUAGGACAGGUGUUUAGAAGAUGACUAGGUGACGGUCAGUCAGCUAGGGCUCUCAUCAUGUCUGGUUCCUGGGAAUAAAAGCUGUGAAAUUAGAUUUUUGUGAACAACCUACGAACAUAAUUCUUAUAAUUCAACCAAAAAAAACCCCGAAGACAAAACCAGCAAAUGUUGGUUUUGGUCUUCAGUGACUUUUGUCACUUCAUAAGCGAGCCUUUAAGCCAGAGAAUGUGUGUGCCUACACAGAUACUGUGCUGUUGCCUAAAUGAGGAUUAUUUAGCCGAGAAGCCUUCAGGUGAAAACAGCUGGAACUCAGUUGUCAUGGCAGAGCACACCUGGAUGGGGCCCUGGGCUUGGGCUGGUUGAGUACCAACUUUUCCCCGUGUGCAAAUCUCAGCAAAGCAAGCCUUGAAGUUGCCUUCAAAGUUACCUCUUGGAAAUGUACUUUCUUUGAAGAUAGCCCUUUGCCCUCUUUUGCCAUCUCUGCAUGCCAGUGGUUUUAUGCACUUCCCAUUAACAUUGUCCAGUAUGCUGUCUCUUGAUUUUUCUUGGCUGAGAAAAUUUUUCUUUGCAUGAAAAAUGUAACCUGUUCCAGUUUCCUGUAGAAAAGAUUAGUUUAAAAAUAACUUAGUAUUUGCUUACCUGAUAGUUGCAUUUCCUUUUGCAUCUUAUCAUUCUCAUUGUAAAAUCAUAGAAUAUGCUGGGUUGGAAGGACACCCCAUCAGGAUCAUCGAGUCCAACUCCUGGCCCUGCACAGGGCACCCCAAGAAUUCCACCAUGUGCCUGAGAGCGUGUCCAAACGCUUCUUGAACUCAGUCAGGCUUGUUGCUGUGACCACUGCCCUGGGGAGCCCUUUCCAGUGCCCAACCACCCUCUGAGUGAAAAACGUUUCCUUGAUAUUCAACCUAAACCUCCCCUGACUCAGUUUCAUGCCAUUUCAUCAGGUCCUGUCACUGGUCACGAGAGUGAAGAAUGCCUGCCCCUCUGCAUCCCCUCAUGAGGAUGCUGAAGACUGCAAUGAGGUCUCCCCUCAGUCUCCUCCAGGCUGAACAGCUGCUCCUCAUACGGCUUCCCCUUAAGACCCUUCACCAUCUUUGUGGCCCUCCUUUGAAUACUCUCUAAUAGCUUAAUGUCGUAUUCUGCUUUUCCAGAUGUAAUGUACAGACACUAUACCUCUCAGCUCUGGAAGUGUAGUCACUUGUUGACUUGCUAUAGGUGAGCUUGCAACCUGCUACUUCUGUUUUGGGGCCUCUUGUAUUAUAGGAGUAAAUAUGCUAUUUUCUGAUGAAUAUUAGUGCUCUCCAGUAGGAGGGCUGUCAAUAAUGUAACAUUGGAUCAGUCUGUUUUUCUAUCAUUUCUUCUGUUGCAGUGGGAGAGAAUCUGCGCUUGCUAACAGAACAGAAUGGUAGAAAUACCAGAAUUAGAUAGCACCAUUGAUCUUUACAGGCUUAGAAAUUGGAGAGCUCUGAAGAUAGGUAAUUCUACGAAGCAUUUAUGGAAGAUGCCCUUUGAAAAUACCCAGAAUUAAUUGAGGGCAUUCCAGAGCCACUCAAAUGAAACUUUGUAUAAAUUAUAAAGAUUUCUGCAAACAUUGUAGUAUUAAUUGUGUAGAUUUUACGUCCAUACAGAUGUUUUGGUUUAUGUGUCUCAUGCACAAAACCUACAUAAUAUGUGUGUGGAGUUUUCUGUGUGAUGGAUCAUAUUUGCCUGAAUUCUGGUUGCACCUUCUGACUUUUGCCCACUAAACUGCGUUCCCAAAAUUCAGUACAAUGAUGUCUCUACUUUAGAAAUUUUCAGGUUAAAAGAUUAUUUUUUCUUUUAAAUGUGCUUUUAUGAAAUAAAGCGUUGUGACCUCUAUCCUACUGUAAAGGUUAAUUUUUCUCUUAUGUGGCUUAGCAUGGCUCCCUUCUUGGUGCUAAAUAUGCCCCAUCUUUGGUGUUUUCAUAUGACCUUUCAGGGCUAGAAAAGGCAGGAGGUUUAGCAACAGAACAAAAAGGUUUCUCUCCCAGUUUACCAAUGGAGCACUCAGCACUUAGCUCUAAUUCUGUAUAUAUGUUUAGCAAAGUUGUGGUUGGGUUUGUCUCAGUGCUGUACAAGCGGACUAUAUGUAUGUGAUGCUGCUUAAAAGGUGUGAGUGAGGGUUGUGAAAAGUGGUACCCAGCCAACAGUGCAGUGUUCAGAUCCCUUUCCUGUAGUGUGUGGCAUGUGCAGAAUUCAUGGUACUUUGCAUAGUAGGAUGUUUUUGUCAGGGAGGAUCUACUUAAGUUACUCCUGGUCUUGUCACUGAUGAACUCUGCACUAGUCUCAGUCUGAUGCGACUUUAUUACAGUAUGAUUUUUCCUUUUAAGUAUGAAAAGUCAAACACAUGCCUCAUGUACAAGUUUUUGGUGGCUACUGAGGAAGAUAUUUGCAUUCCUGCAGUCGUGGAAUCUGCAGGAACCAUGGGGUCAAGCUGUGUUUCAUUUGGCUCUCUGUUAUUGCUUGCCCACUUCUCCCACCAGUUUGUCCCAGUUGGAAGCUGCUUCUCUUAUGCCAAAUCUCUGAAUGUUCAUAUUGCAGACCUGACAUUUUUUAAAAACUGUCACUGAGAUUUUGUUUUUUCUUCUGUGAAUGUGGUGCAGGGAAGGGUAAGGAGCGAAAUUGUUUAUCAAAGAAUGCACUUUGCAAUAGGGAAGAAAGCCUUGUCCUGCUGGAGAGUCCCAUGUGUAGGUGUCUGAAACAGUGCUAUCUGAGGCAGUUGUUUCUAACCCUGCCAGGUAGUGAGGUAUUGGGUUUUAAAACUGACACUCUGAUCUGUAAGAUAUGUUUGAAUGGUUUGGAGAAGAUUGAUUGCUAACCUUUUUCUGACUCUCGAGUCCUGAAUGUUCAUGUAACUGAGGUAACCUGAUUUUGUAUGCAAAGAAAAAAGCGUGCUGUUAAAAAUAGAUAUGCUCCAAAAUUUUUCUUUGCUUCCCCCCCCCUCACUUUCCCCAAGGAUAAACAAUAGGCUUGCUGGCACAUUUGAAAGUAUUUAAAGUAUUUGGAAUUAUUCACAAGUUCUCUCUGGUUGUUAUCAUUAAAUCAUGUCCAUGCAUAUGUGUGUGUAUACAUACAUAUCUGCAUGCAAACUUGUCCCCUUGAUGAUCUCUGUACUAGUUGCUAUUCCAUAAUCACCUUCCAGAAGUGCUUAAUGGCUAUAUAUUGUGCUCUCAGGAAUGACCACAGGUCAUUUAUCUAACUGCUGGAAGCAUGAAGAAUAUCUGCUUUUCAGUCCUAUAAAUGUCAUGACCUAUGUCUUUAUCAGUAGCAGAGUUUCUGCUGCACCAGUUCUUGCCUGUCACCUGGUGCUCUACUGCAUCUUCCAUCCAACAGCUGUUUGCUUUUGGGUGAGCUUCAAAAAGUCCUUGUGCUUUGUGAUAACACUAAUGUCGACCUCAUGUGUUGAUGUACAGGAAGGAAAUGUACUUAAUGUAGUCUAAAUCUCAGAAGCAUGUUUUUUCAAACCUAGCUGAUGCUGAGAACUGAGUGAUCCUUCUGUACAGUAGGUUCAGAUGAAGGCUGUCUUUUGAUUACAUCUUUGUUUUUUAGAUAAAGGCUGUUGCACAUAGUUUAAUUACACAUAUCUGGUCUUUUCCUGCACUGUGUGGCCUGCUUGCCAACCAGUGUAAUUACAACUUUUCUCCUAAACUAGCCCCAAAUGUAUCAAUCAUUUCAAUCCCUGGAAACAGAGACUCUUACUGAGUUCUCCGAGACCUGUUGAGGCCUUUUAGAGCAUGGAGAAGUCACUUGUGAGGGUGUGUUGAACUUAGAGAGUUUUCCUGUCUGAAGACUGUUCCACAUGUUUUGUUGGGAAAUUCAAGUUUUGAGACUGUGUCGACUGAAAAUAUUGGUUGGUAAGAUUUAUUUUUUUUAUACUUAAUAUAUUGUUUGCCAGCCUGUGCUCAGUAAUCAGGGGUGUAAAUUACCUUUUGACCCACCUCUGAUUGACAUUGUUGUGCUGGCAAAAGCCCCACUGGGCACUCUUGCACCAGCAAAAAAAAGAGUAAUGUUCUUAGUACAGCUCUAGGGAAUUAACAGAAGCUGCACCACUAAGUUCAUCCUCCAAAACUAACAUCAGACCUGCAUUGCUUCUUCCCAACAAACCGUAGCUGUAGGUGUUUUGAUGAAAUGCUUUGCCACACUAGUAAGUACCACAGACAUGCGGUGGAGGAGCCUACUGGUUGUUCCUUGAAAUCACAACCACUGGCAUCAAAGAUAUUUCAAGGCUGCUUGAAAGGGAAAACCAAGGAUGAUUUUGUAUUGAGAAACGUUGCAAACUCUUGGCUCUUCCUUCUGCCUUGCUGAUGUCUCUUCCAUUUGUAGACUGAACACAAGCAACCUGGGUAUUGCUAGCAUUGCUUUCCUGUUAUAAAAGAGCUUACCUUUUUAUGUUGGUUAACAAUAAAAAAAGCAAAACUGUAACCUAGACAUCCCCUUUCCUCUGACAGCUGUGUGCUCUGACUGCCAGAGGUGACGCUGUCACUUCUUUGCUAUAUUGCUGCUGCUGCUGCUGUUUUAAGUGGUUUGGUGUGUGAGCUUUCUGAAACAACCUGAUGUGUGUAGGAUCUCGUGGGUGACGAAGCUGUCUCUCUUCUUCCCUUUUCUCCUUGGUUUGUGCUUGUCUGUCUGCUGUGGUAGGUUUGUUAAUAAAUUAUAUACGUCCUUAUUAGAUAUAAUUUUGAGGAGGUUUGCAUGUCUGUAGUUUGUAAGCAACUAAGGUGCCUCAUGUUCAGGUCUGAGCAGAUAGGAAUCCCCUUGCACUUGAGAGGGCCUGAUCCAAAGCUGACUGAAGUUGGUAGGAAGACUUGACAGCUUCAGGGGGCUUUGGAUCAGGCCUUACGCUCCCACCUUUGUUGUGCCUCACUUAAAAUGGUGCUUUUUCAGUUGUCUGUCUUUUUUCUGGUUUGGUUUUUUUUUUUUCUUUGUAUGGUGCUGUGUAUAACUUGAAUAUAUUAUGCACAUAUCCUACCCAAUGGGUAGAACAAACAAACAUACAAAAACAAAUAGAUGUUGUUAAUACUGUAAAAUAAUGUAUAGAUUAUACCAAUUUUAACACAAAAAUGGCAUAAACUUUGUGAAUGCCAGCUUCUGUGCUUGGUCCUUUUUUUGUAAGAAAAUCUGCAAAUGAAUGCAUACAAAUGACAAAAAGUCUAUGUAUUUUAUUUUCCUAUUAAAUAUCAAUAUAAUAUCAUAAGGGAAAAAGAUUGAACAAAUCCUUUUUGACUAGCGUGUGUAUAGUGAUUGGUUGUUUGAUGCAUCUUUGCUGUGAAGAUUUGUUCCUUUUUUUUUUUUAAAUGUGUCACUUUAAAGAAAAAAAGGAAAAAACACAAAACAAACAAAACCUCCACAGCUUUAACCUUGCAACUAGAUGCUUCUUGUGUUGGUUGUUGCCUUGCUAUUGCUGAGUUGGAUCAGUAUUAGUAACUGUUUCUCCAGCAGACAUGUUAUUUAUUACUAUCCAUGAUUACCUUUUUUUUUAUUAUUUUGGUUUUUAACUUAGAAAUGGACUAAAACCUUUCAAAUCUUUUUAUCCACAUCCUAGAUUUGAAGUGAAGCUCAUACAAGUGGGAACUGACCCAAACCAUCCCUGCAAAAUCAAAAAUAGGCCAAAUGAGAGUUCUGUGACAACAGCCAGCCCUUGCUCUGUGCCCAUGACUGGUGUGUGAUCCUGCCACUACAGACUGUCUUCAGGCUUGGUGUGUAGCUGUGAAUUGUGCUGUUGCAGGGUGUGAGCCUUAAGGGUGGACGAGAACAGCCACAGUCGUUAGCAAGCUGAAUGCAGGGUUUGAGUGUGAGCUUUUGAGUUGGCAGCUCUGCUGCUGUGUUGGCCUCUGACAGCAAUGGCUUAUCCCAGUUUCAUAUUUAAGAUUACAGAGAAAUGCUUAGACCUGUUCAAACCCAACCCAAGAAGUGGUGUGGAAAGCAAUUUAACACUUUAGCUUUCUGCCAGGCUCCCUUGGCAAUUUGGUUCUCCCCCGGCAUCUCCCUGCGUUUGGCUGUCCAUCCCUGUGUCCUCUCACGCUCUUCAGUAAAGCAAAUACCUCAGGAAAACUCAACAUGAAGUUCUAGUGUAGAGACUUGCAGAUGCUGUACUUAUUUUUCUAAACUGUUUGUUCUAACUAUCCCAGGACAGUAGUUGAUAUAAAAGUUUAUCGGUCCGAGACAGACUAGUCCUCUCACAGAUGGAUACUGACUAAUCUUUCAUAGAUACUCAUGUCUGUAGGUAGCUUUUUUAUACUUGUCAGGCUUUAACCACAGACAUAAGGUAGCAGCGUGUUGGGUUACGUUUGAGAUGCUGUUUUUGUUUGGUUUUUCAGAUGACUAGCUAAACGCUGUGCUAAAACUCAGGGGGUCCUACCUGGGCCCAAUGAAGUCAGUAGUGAGGCUUCCUCUGGUUUGAGUGGGCUUUCAGUCCAGUCCAUCAUGCUGGAGGAUGGUGCCUUGGAGCACAAUCCUUCACUGCUUCCCUGUCAACCUGAAACAUCAGCUACACCUUUGUCUGUAAAUAUCUUUUUAAAAGCCCUCACAGGAGUCCUGUAUCUGAAUGUUGAUCAUGGUUGUUUUGGUUUUGUUUUGUUUUUUUUAAAGAAGUGUCUGAAUUUUUUUAUGGCCAGUUCUGCAUCAUCAAGCUCUUACAGGUAGCUUGUAUCCACCCCUCUGUGUGCUGAGCUGUUCUGUCAGUAAGCAUGUACCAUAGGUAAAUAUGCAUAUUUUAUGAUUGUCACUUGUUAAUUCAUUUAUUGUUUGUCAGGGCAUGGAGUAAUUGUUUUGGAAGUAUGGCUUGCCUGGCCACCUUCACGUUUCUGAACUGCACUGCAGUACCACUUCUGUGCAUGAAGGAGGAAAAACAAAUAAAAAACCCCUGGCCUUGACUAGGAAGACUGUACAGAGCAAACCUCCUGCUGGAGGAAUCUAGUGUAGGAUUUAUCGUAACAAAACUUGCAUAUUGAGUGGACCAAACAUGAGCAUGUCUCCUUUUAGAGGCACUAAUUUGCUUUGAAGCUGCAGUGGAAAGAGCAGACUAUCUAUUAAGUGUAUUCACAGCUGUGUUCACGCUUUUCCAUUUACCACAAAGCACAGCAGGCAGCCAAGAUUUUAAAAGAACUAUAAGCAGAAGUUAAGAGAGCCUCAGGCAUCAUAGACAUGGACAGCAAAAAUUAAUAAUAAUAAUUUUUAAAAGUCACUUUAAUAUUCUUUAACAAAGCUUUUCUACUUAUAGUAUAAAGACUAUGUAAGCAUUGAUAGGGGUUUUAUCUUUGUAUAACUAUCAACUGCCCAAUGCUGCUGUGCUCAGAGCAUUUCAUGAGGGUAUGUACAUCAGUCAGGCUGUUACACUCAAAAUUAACCAUCAGAUGCCUGUUUUUAGAGUGUUACCCUUUCUUUGUUGUUUCUUGCUAGUUAUUUUACAGUGUAAAAUGCUUUAUUGCUGUAUGGAUUUUUUUUUUCUAUUUCCAACCUUGUGGCUUUCAAGAUCACAUUUUCAACACAUCUCUUAUUUUUGUCCAUUUUCUUUCAAGCUAUUCUGAAAUAUGUACAGCACUAUCAAAAAUAUUUAAUCUUUCUUUUAAAUUUUAUUGUAAAAACAAAGCUGUUAAAAACAGUAAGUCUUUUUACAACUGUGUUGGAAUUUCUCAAUAGCUGUUCAUGUGAUGCUAUGACAAACCUAGCUUGCUUUGGUUUUAUUUUUUUUAAUUUUAUUUUCUGUUUAACACAAUUAAUUUGUUGCUUAUUUUCCACUGUAACUCCCAGUUAUAUACAAGAAAAGAUUUCAACUGUUGUGUAUCUGACUCUUUUAAUUGAGCAAAUGGUGAUGUCCUAGUUUUUAGACCUAAGGUCUGUUCAUUGCAAUACUUUUAAAGGAAGAUGUUGCUCUAAGUGCUGUUGUUAGUUUUAAAUACAGAUUUUAUGCUUGUUCUUAAUAUGCUGUGGUUAAACCAUGGCACAAAAUUAUUAAAAAUUAUUAAAUGCA